Molecule: messenger RNA, 987 nt
Organism: Ipomoea triloba (trilobed morning glory)
Lineage: Eukaryota; Viridiplantae; Streptophyta; Magnoliopsida; Solanales; Convolvulaceae
Product: translocator protein homolog
Exons: 1
Coding region: 236-742 (168 amino acids)
Cellular component (GO): membrane
Source: RefSeq, a predicted model, not a curated record
UAUUGAGGAGAGAAAAACGCCGUUGUUUAUGAUGAAGCAUCAUACCCCAUACCCCACCUGAAAAUUCUCUACAGCACUCGUUCUCUUUCUCCUUCGUUUCUGCCUCCUCCUUCUGUCAAUUGUGGUAAAAGGACACCAUCACGACUGCCCCAAAGCUCUAAUAACUCGGAAGAAGAUCAGAGGAGGGAGAACCAAUUGAAAUUAAAGCUAGCAAGAGGAGACCAUCCAUCCAGAGAUGAAAAGCAAUGUGGUCAAAACAAGAAGACAGAAAGCCAGGCGCGGCCUUAAAUCCCUGGGCUUCGCCCUGAUCUUCCCCCUUUCUCUCACGCUCCUAGACAUAACCCUCUUCGGGUCCAGCCACCUGUACAGGACCAUGGAGAAGCCCUUCUGGUUCCCGCGCCUCUGGGCCCUCCACUUGUCCUGCCUAGGCUCCGCGUUUCUGAUGGGGCUGUCCGCGUGGCUCGUCUGGGCCGAGGGCGGCUUUCAUCGCCACCCCGUCGCCAUGCUUUUGUACGUCUGCCAACUCGGCCUCAGCCUGGCCUGGGACCCGGUCGUGUUCAAGGCCGAAGCCACUCGGAUUGGGAUGGCCCUGUGCGUUGCCUUGUUUGGCUCCUUGCUUGGCUGCUCCAUGGUGUUCAAGAACGUCAACCCCAUCGCUGCCGACCUGGUGAAACCAUGUCUAGGCUCGGCCCUCCUCCUGGCCGUCGCAAAUCUUAAACUUGUAUAUAUCUCUGAAGGAUAGAUGCAUAACCAUCCAUAAUCAUGGAUUUGAAACCAAGAAAUUGUUAGAUUCUAUGUAUUGUAAUCAUAGUAUAUGUUAUUGUAUAAAUAUGUCAAAAUGCAGCAAACAAUUCUGAGUAGAGCUUCUUCAAUGAUGGUUUUAUGACUACGGCAGUGGGUCAACGAGCCAACAUAAUCCGUUGGAUCAAGAAAAGAUAAAUAAUGAAACAGAACAAAAAUAAAGAGACAAUACUUUUUAUGUAGAAA